AUGGCACAGGCACUGCUGGUACCACCUGGACCUGAAAGCUUCCGCUAUUUUACUAGAGAGUCUCUCGCAGCUAUUGAAAAACGUUCUGCAGAAGAAAAAGCUAAAAAACCCAAGCAAGAACAUACAGAUGAUGAUGAUGAAAAUGGUCCAAAACCAAACAGUGACUUGGAGGCAGGAAAGACACUGCCAUUUAUUUAUGGUGAUAUACCUCCAGGAAUGGUAUCUGAACCUUUGGAAGACCUGGAUCCAUAUUACAUCAAUAAAAAAACUUUCAUAGUAUUGAAUAAGGGAAAAGCAAUUUUCCGAUUCAGUGCCACAUCUGCCUUGUAUAUUUUAACUCCUUUUAAUCCCAUCAGAAAAAUUGCUAUCAAGAUUUUGGUACAUUCAUUAUUCAGCAUGCUUAUCAUGUGCACUAUUUUGACCAACUGCGUAUUUAUGACCAUGAGUAACCCUCCAGACUGGACAAAGAAUGUAGAGUACACUUUCACUGGAAUUUAUACCUUUGAAUCACUUAUCAAAAUUCUUGCAAGGGGCUUCUGCUUAGAAGGUUUUACUUUUCUGCGAGACCCAUGGAACUGGCUUGACUUCAGUGUCAUUUUAAUGGCAUAUGUGACAGAGUUUGUGGACCUGGGCAAUGUCUCAGCGCUGAGAACAUUCAGAGUUCUCCGAGCUUUGAAAACAAUAUCAGUCAUUCCAGGCCUGAAGACUAUAGUGGGAGCCCUGAUUCAGUCUGUGAAGAAGCUCUCAGAUGUGAUGAUCCUGACUGUGUUUUGUCUGAGUGUGUUUGCACUGAUAGGGCUGCAGCUGUUCAUGGGCAACCUGAGGAAUAAAUGCCUGCAGUGGCCUCCAGACAAUUCUACUUUUGAGAUAAACAUUAUUUCCUACUUUAACAGCACAAUGAAUGAAAACGGUACAUUUGUUAACAUGACAGUGAGCACCUUUAACUGGAAGGAUUACAUUGAGGAUGAAACUCAUUUUUACAUUUUGGAAGGACAAAGAGAUGCCCUACUCUGUGGUAAUAGCUCUGAUGCAGGGCAAUGCCCAGAAGGAUAUAUAUGUGUGAAAGCUGGCAGAAACCCCAACUAUGGCUACACAAGUUUUGACACCUUCAGCUGGGCUUUCUUGUCACUGUUUCGGCUGAUGACUCAGGACUUCUGGGAAAACCUCUAUCAGCUGACUCUGCGUGCUGCUGGGAAGACAUACAUGAUAUUUUUUGUUCUGGUGAUUUUUCUGGGCUCUUUCUAUCUGAUUAACCUGAUCCUGGCUGUGGUCGCCAUGGCCUAUGAAGAACAGAAUCAAGCAACAAUGGAAGAAGCAGAGCAGAAAGAGGCAGAAUUUCAGCAGAUGCUGGAACAACUGAGGAAGCAGCAAGAAGAAGCUCAGGCAAGUACAACAGCAGCAGUAGCAGCAGCAUCAGUUGCAUCAAGAGAUUUCAGUGGUGUAGGGGGAUUAGGAGAACUCUUGGAAAGCUCUUCAGAAGCAUCAAAGUUGAGCUCAAAGAGUGCUAAAGAAAGAAGAAACAGAAGGAAGAAAAGAAGACAGAAAGAAAUGUCUGAAGCAGAGGACAAAGGAGAUAUCGAUAAGUUCCCCAAGUCUGAGUCAGAAGACAGUAUCAGAAGGAAAAGUUUCCGCUUCUCCACAGAAGGAAGUCAACUGACAUAUGAAAAAAGGCUCACUUCUCCUCACCAGUCUUUGUUAAGCAUUCGUGGUUCUCUGUUCUCACCAAGGCGCAACAGCAAAACCAGCAUUUUCAGUUUCAGAGGUCAUGCAAAGGAUAUAGGAUCUGAAAAUGACUUUGCUGAUGAUGAACACAGCACUCUUGAAGACAAUGAGAGCAGAAGAGAUUCUCUCUUUGUUCCAAAUCGACAUGGAGAAAGGCGCAACAGCAACAUUAGUCAGGCCAGUGUGUCAUCUAGAAUGAUACCAGCCCUUCCAGUAAAUGGGAAGAUGCACAGCACUGUGGAUUGCAAUGGAGUAGUUUCCUUGGUUGGAGGACCUUCAACUCUAACUUCACCUACUGGUCAGCUUUUACCAGAGGUAAUUGUAGGUCAGCCAGGCACCACUACAGAAACAGAAAUAAGGAAAAGAAGACUGAGUUCAUACCAAAUUUCCAUGGAAAUGCUGGAAGAGUCUGCUGCAAGACAAAGAGCAAUGAGCAUAGCCAGCAUACUUACAAAUACAAUGGAAGAGCUUGAAGAAUCCAGACAGAAAUGCCCACCAUGCUGGUACAGAUUUGCAAAUACUUUCUUGAUCUGGGAUUGCUGGAGUCCAUGGUUAAAAGUAAAGCACGUCGUCAAUUUAGUUGUGAUGGAUCCAUUUGUUGAUCUUGCUAUAACUAUUUGCAUUGUUUUAAACACCUUGUUUAUGGCCAUGGAACAUUACCCAAUGACAGAUCAGUUUAGCAGUGUCCUUUCCGUGGGCAACCUGGUAUUCACUGGGAUAUUUACAGCAGAAAUGGUACUAAAGAUUAUUGCCAUGGACCCUUACUAUUAUUUCCAAGAGGGCUGGAAUAUUUUUGAUGGUAUUAUCGUUAGCCUUAGUUUAAUGGAGCUUGGUCUUGCAAAUGUUGAAGGAUUAUCUGUUCUUCGGUCAUUCAGAUUGCUUCGAGUUUUCAAAUUGGCAAAAUCUUGGCCAACCCUAAAUAUGCUGAUCAAGAUUAUUGGCAACUCCGUGGGGGCUCUGGGGAACCUGACCCUGGUGCUGGCCAUCAUUGUGUUCAUUUUUGCUGUGGUUGGGAUGCAGCUGUUUGGGAAAAGCUACAAGGAAUGUGUCUGCAAGAUCUCCAGUGACUGUGAACUUCCUCGCUGGCACAUGCAUGACUUCUUCCACUCUUUCCUGAUUGUAUUCCGAGUGCUGUGUGGAGAAUGGAUAGAAACCAUGUGGGACUGCAUGGAGGUUGCAGGCCAAACCAUGUGCCUUAUUGUUUUCAUGCUGGUCAUGGUGAUUGGAAACCUAGUGGUACUGAACCUAUUUCUGGCCUUGCUGCUGAGCUCCUUUAGUUCAGACAACCUUGCUGCUACAGACGAUGAUAAUGAAAUGAACAAUCUCCAGAUUGCUGUGGCAAGGAUUCAGAAAGGCAUCGAUUAUGUUAAAAAAACGAUACGGGAGUUCGUCCGAAAAGCCUUCGUUAGAAAGCAGAAAUCUUUAGAGGAAAUCAAAGCACUUGAAGAGCUAAACAACAAGAAAGACAGCUGCAUUUCCAAUCACACUGCCAUUGAAAUAAGCAAAGAUCUGAAUUAUCUUAAAGACGGGAAUGGAACCACCAGUGGUGUAGGCACAGGCAGCAGUGUGGAAAAAUAUGUAAUUGAUGAAAAUGAUUACAUGUCAUUCAUAAACAACCCAGGCCUCACUGUGACAGUGCCCAUUGCACUUGGAGAAUCAGAUUUUGAAAAUUUAAAUACAGAAGAAUUUAGCAGUGAAUCUGAUAUGGAAGAAAGCAAACAGAAACUAAAUGCAUCAAGCUCAUCAGAAGGCAGCACUGUUGAUAUUGCUCCUCCUGGGGAGGGCGAGCAAGCAGAAAUUGAAAGUGAAGAAGCUCUUGAACCAGAAGCCUGUUUUACUGAAGGCUGUGUGCAGAAAUUUCCAUGUUGUCAAGUAAGUAUAGAAGAUGGCAAAGGAAAAACUUGGUGGAAUCUUAGAAAAACCUGCUACAGCAUAGUUGAACACAACUGGUUUGAGACUUUCAUUGUAUUCAUGAUUCUCCUCAGCAGCGGAGCACUAGCUUUUGAAGAUAUAUAUAUUGAACAACGGAAAACUAUCAAGACCAUGCUGGAAUAUGCUGACAAAGUUUUUACGUAUAUUUUCAUUUUGGAAAUGCUUUUAAAAUGGGUAGCGUAUGGUUUUCAAAUAUACUUUACUAAUGCCUGGUGCUGGCUGGACUUCCUGAUUGUUGAUGUUUCAUUGGUUAGUUUAAUAGCCAAUGCUCUGGGCUAUUCUGAACUUGGUGCCAUUAAAUCGCUACGGACAUUAAGAGCUUUAAGACCUUUAAGAGCCUUGUCACGAUUUGAAGGAAUGAGGGUGGUUGUAAAUGCCCUUGUAGGAGCAAUCCCAUCUAUCAUGAAUGUAUUGCUGGUAUGUCUUAUAUUCUGGCUAAUCUUCAGCAUCAUGGGAGUAAAUCUUUUUGCUGGGAAAUUCUAUCACUGUGUCAACACCACAACUGGUGAGAUGUUUGAUAUCAGUGAUGUCAACAAUUAUACUCAGUGUGUGGAACUCAUAAAAAGCAAUCAAAGUGCUCGAUGGAAGAAUGUGAAAGUAAACUUCGAUAAUGUAGGAGCUGGAUAUCUUGCUCUGCUUCAAGUAGCUACUUUCAAAGGAUGGAUGGAUAUUAUGUAUGCUGCUGUUGAUUCACGAGACGUAAAAGAUCAACCAAAGUAUGAGGACAACUUGUAUAUGUAUCUCUAUUUUGUCAUCUUUAUAAUAUUUGGAUCAUUUUUUACCUUGAACCUUUUCAUUGGUGUUAUUAUAGACAACUUCAACCAACAAAAAAAGAAGUUUGGAGGUCAGGAUAUAUUUAUGACUGAAGAGCAGAAGAAAUAUUACAAUGCAAUGAAAAAACUGGGAUCCAAAAAGCCACAGAAACCUAUACCGAGGCCAGUGAACAAAUUCCAAGGCAUGAUCUUUGAUUUUGUAACCAAACAAGUAUUUGACAUCAGCAUCAUGAUACUCAUCUGCCUUAACAUGGUCACAAUGAUGGUAGAAACAGAUGAUCAGAGUAAAGAAAUGGAAACAAUCUUAUCCCGGAUUAACCUGGUGUUCAUUGUCCUUUUCACUGGAGAAUUUGUCCUGAAAUUGAUUUCACUUCGCCAUUACUACUUCACUAUAGGCUGGAAUAUUUUUGAUUUUGUGGUUGUGAUUCUCUCCAUAGUAGGUAUGUUCUUAGCUGAGAUGAUUGAGAAGUACUUUGUAUCUCCCACACUAUUCAGAGUCAUCCGUCUUGCCCGAAUCGGUCGAAUCCUGCGCCUCAUCAAAGGCGCCAAGGGGAUCCGCACGCUGCUUUUUGCUUUGAUGAUGUCUCUUCCUGCUUUGUUCAACAUUGGGCUGCUGCUCUUCCUGGUCAUGUUCAUCUACGCCAUAUUUGGCAUGUCCAACUUUGCCUAUGUCAAGAGGGAAGUUGGGAUUGACGACAUGUUCAACUUUGAAACGUUUGGCAACAGCAUGAUCUGCCUGUUUCAGAUCACCACGUCCGCUGGCUGGGACGGUUUGCUCGCCCCAAUCCUCAACAGUGGGGAGCCAGACUGUGACCCUCAUAAAGAUCAUCCGGGGAGCUCUGUGAAAGGUGACUGUGGCAACCCUUCUGUUGGGAUUUUCUUCUUUGUCAGCUACAUUAUCAUAUCCUUUCUGGUGGUGGUGAACAUGUACAUCGCUGUGAUUUUGGAGAACUUCAGUGUUGCUACUGAAGAAAGCGCUGAACCCUUGAGUGAGGAUGACUUUGAGAUGUUCUAUGAAGUCUGGGAGAAGUUUGAUCCCGAUGCAACACAAUUUAUAGAAUAUAGUAAAUUAUCAGAUUUUGCAGCUUCCUUAGAUCCACCUCUUCUCAUAGCAAAACCAAACAAAGUCCAGCUUAUUGCAAUGGAUCUGCCCAUGGUGAGCGGUGACAGAAUUCACUGCCUUGACAUCUUGUUUGCUUUCACAAAGCGUGUCUUGGGGGAAAGCGGGGAGAUGGACGCCCUCAGAAUACAGAUGGAAGAUCGGUUCAUGGCAGCCAAUCCUUCUAAAGUCUCCUAUGAACCAAUUACAACCACACUGAAACGAAAGCAGGAGGAGGUGUCUGCUGUCAUCAUUCAGCGUGCUUACAGACGCCACCUUUUAAGGGUAAAAGUUAAACAGGUGUCUAGUAUAUAUAAUAGAAAUAAAAACAAAGAAGGAGAUGGACACAUUAUAAAAGAGAUAAUUAUUGAAAAACUAAAAGGGAACUCCACCCCAGAAAAGACGGAUGAGAGUUCUUCUACAACCUCCCCACCCUCUUAUGACAGUGUAACAAAGCCAGACAAAGAAAAAUAUGAAAAAGAUAGAGCAGAAAAGAACUACAAAGGUAAAGACAUCAGGGAAAAUAAAAAAUAA
This is a messenger RNA of Prinia subflava (tawny-flanked prinia), 6060 nucleotides long. Its product is annotated as sodium channel protein type 2 subunit alpha-like. The transcript has 27 exons. Bases 1 to 6060 code for a protein of 2019 amino acids. Gene Ontology annotation, molecular function: voltage-gated sodium channel activity; protein binding. Gene Ontology annotation, cellular component: plasma membrane; axon; voltage-gated sodium channel complex. The record is from RefSeq and is a predicted model, not a curated record. Lineage: Eukaryota; Metazoa; Chordata; Aves; Passeriformes; Cisticolidae. Gene Ontology annotation, biological process: sodium ion transmembrane transport; neuronal action potential; membrane depolarization during action potential.